Molecule: messenger RNA, 1069 nt
Organism: Mercenaria mercenaria
Lineage: Eukaryota; Metazoa; Mollusca; Bivalvia; Venerida; Veneridae
Product: histone H3.3A
Exons: 3
Coding region: 154-564 (136 amino acids)
Cellular component (GO): nucleosome
Molecular function (GO): DNA binding; structural constituent of chromatin; protein heterodimerization activity
Source: RefSeq, a predicted model, not a curated record
UUUCAGCCAAUGGAAAAGAAGUAGAUUUGGACCAAUGAAAAUCUUUGUUUACCUGACGUUUCAAAGUUCAUGAACCAAAAAUAAUUCAAUAACCCAGAAAUCAUUGCGAAAAUAACCCGCUAGUUUUGAGCAUCAGUAAGAAAGAAUUGAAAAAUGGCUCGUACAAAGCAGACUGCCAGAAAGUCCACAGGAGGUAAAGCUCCUCGUAAACAACUUGCUACUAAAGCUGCAAGAAAGAGUGCACCCUCCACUGGAGGUGUCAAGAAACCUCAUCGUUACAGGCCAGGUACCGUUGCUCUGAGAGAAAUCAGAAGGUACCAGAAGUCCACAGAAUUGCUCAUCAGAAAACUCCCAUUCCAGAGAUUGGUCAGGGAAAUUGCACAGGACUUCAAAACAGAUCUGAGAUUCCAGAGUGCUGCAAUUGGAGCUUUACAGGAGGCCAGUGAAGCUUACUUGGUUGGACUUUUUGAAGACACUAACUUGUGUGCCAUUCACGCUAAGAGAGUCACAAUCAUGCCCAAGGACAUUCAGUUGGCCAGAAGAAUUCGAGGAGAGAGAGCAUAAUAGAUCUCCAUCCACCAUUCAUAAACACAGUAUCAUGUGAUUUUGUGAUAGACAAGCUGGAUUUACAUAGUGUUUCAGGACUAUAUUAUCUCGAAAUCAUUAGUGUCAUGACCAACAAAAACUCAUUUCAUUGUUUCAUAAGUUCAGAUUUUUAACAAGUUAAAAUAUUUUGUACCUUUUAUAACAAUUCAGGGGCAUGCCUAUAGAAUUUUAUCCAUUUUAAAAAUCAUGAUUACAAUUUACAUUGUCUCCAAGUAGAUGACUCUCUGUGUUGUAUCAGUGUAGUUUUAUUUUUGUUGUAAGUUGAUUUCCAAGACAAAAAAUAUCAAUCUUUGAUUUUGAUUUGAUUACUUUAAAAAUUUGGCAAAAGUUGGUACGCUUAUUUCUUAAGUUCUAAGUACAAUAUUUCCAGUAUUUGCAAUUGUAGCUGAAAUUGAUAGGUAUACUCAGUGAAUUUUAUUUUUUAUGUUGUCUUAAUCAUUAAAAUUUAGUUUUAAAACUUGAA